Messenger RNA from Rhinolophus ferrumequinum (greater horseshoe bat), 6260 nucleotides. It is a transcript of the gene WDR17, whose product is annotated as WD repeat domain 17. The transcript has 31 exons. The coding region runs from base 138 to 4082 and encodes 1314 amino acids. The record is from RefSeq and is a predicted model, not a curated record. NCBI's taxonomy places the organism in Eukaryota, Metazoa, Chordata, Mammalia, Chiroptera, Rhinolophidae. Gene Ontology annotation, molecular function: protein binding.
CGCGCGUCUGCAGAGCUCGCGCCCGCGCCGCACUGGCUUCAGCACCUUCUGCUGUCCGCCGCUGCGCUCGCCUCCUCCAGGUGCUGACUAUUGUGAGGCCGAAUUUCCAAUUGCUUUGAUUAAAAUAGAAACAUUCUAUGGCUUGGAUGACUUACAUUUCAAAUUGGUUUGAGCAAGAUGAUUGGUAUGAAGGACUACAAAGAGCAAACAUGUCCCAGGUAAGGCAAGUGGGACUGUUGGCUGCUGGAUGUCAGCCAUGGAACAAAGAUGUGUGUGCUGCCAACGGAGACAGGUUUGCCUACUGUGCUACCCUGGCCAUCUAUAUUUAUCAGUUGGAUCACCGUUAUAAUGAAUUCAAACUCCAUGCAAUUAUGUCUGAACAUAAAAAAACAAUUACAGCUAUCUCUUGGUGUCCACAUAACCCUGAUCUGUUUGCAAGUGGCAGUGCCGAUAACUUAGUGAUCAUUUGGAAUGUUGCAGAACAAAAAGUCAUUGCUAAACUCGACAAUACAAAAGGAAUGCCGGCCUCCCUGAGCUGGUGCUGGAACACAGAUGACGCUGUGGCGUUUGUUGCCCACAAAGGCCCACUGUUCAUUUGGACCAUCUCAGGACCAGACGGUGGAGUGACUGUACACAGAGAUGCUCAUAACUUCUUGUCUGAUAUCAGUAUAUUCAGAUGGCAUACGCAGAAACGGGGGAAAGUUGUAUUUGGCCAUAUUGAUGGGAGUCUAUCAAUUUUUCAGCCAGGUAAUAAAAGUCAGAAACACGUUCUGAGACCUGAAUCUCUUGAAGGGACAGAUGAAGAAGAUCCAGUUACAGCUCUGGAAUGGGACCCCCUAUCUACCGAUUAUCUCCUUGUGGCUAAUUUGAAUUAUGGAAUUCGCCUAGUAGACUCAGAAUCACUUUACUGCAUAACAACAUUUAAUUUUCCCAAUGCAGCAGCUUCCGUACAAUGCUUGGCCUGGGUUCCCAGUGCCCCUGGUAUGUUUAUAACUGGAGAUUCUCAAGUGGGUGUUUUACGCAUUUGGAAUGUUUCAAGAACAACACCUAUAGAUAAUUUUAAAUUAAAGAAAACAGGAUUUCACUGCUUACAUGUACUUAAUUCUCCUCCAAGAAAAAAGUUUUCAAUCCAAUCUCCAACCAAAAAUCAUUAUACGUCCUCCACAAGUGAAGCAGUUCCGCCUCCAAUGUUGACACAGAAUCAAGAGUUUUCUCUUCCUCCGGGUCACGCAGUGUGCUGUUUCUUGGAUGGUGGAGUUGGACUUUAUGAUAUGGGAGCCAAGAAGUGGGAUUUUCUUAGGGACAUGGGACAUGUGGAAACUAUCUUUGACUGCAAAUUCAAACCUGAUGAUCCCAAUCUCUUAGCAACAGCUUCAUUUGAUGGCACUAUAAAAGUCUGGGAUAUAAAUACACUGACGGCGGUGUACACUUCCCCAGGGAAUGAAGGAGUUAUUUAUUCCCUGUCAUGGGCUCCAGGUGACUUAAAUUGUAUUGCUGGAGCAACUUCCCAAAAUGGUGCUUUUAUUUGGGAUGUUAAAAAGGGCAAAAUGGUACAACGAUUUACUGAGCAUGGAAAAAAUGGAGUAUACUGCAUUGCCUGGAGUCAUAAAGAUUCCAAAAGAAUAGCAACCUGCAGUGAUGAUGGUUUCUGUAUUAUUCGAACAAUCGAUGGUAAAGUGCUACACAAAUACAAACAUCCCACCGCGGUGUUUGGUUGUGAUUGGAGCCAAAAUAAUAAAGACAUGAUAGCCACUGGCUGUGAAGACAAAAAUGUUCGUGUCUAUUACGUGGCCACCAGUUCUGAUCAACCAUUGAAAAUAUUUAGUGGGCAUACAGCCAAAGUGUUCCAUGUUAGAUGGUCUCCUCUGAGGGAAGGAAUUCUUUGCAGUGGUUCUGAUGAUGGUUCUGUUCGAAUCUGGGAUUAUACUCAAGAUGCUUGCAUCAGUAUUCUUAGUGGACAUACUGCACCUGUUAGGGGAUUGAUGUGGAAUAGUGAGAUCCCCUACCUACUAAUAUCUGGCAGCUGGGACUACACUAUAAAAGUAUGGGACACUCGAGGAGGAAUUUGUUUGGAUACUGUGUAUGAUCAUGGUGCAGAUGUAUAUGGUUUAACAUGCCAUCCGAGCCGCCCCUUCACGAUGGCCUCUUGCUCCCGUGACUCUACAGUGAGACUCUGGUCAUUAACACCUUUAAUCACUCCUUUACAAAUAAAUAUUCUGGCAGACAGAUCUUGGGAAGAAAUUAUCGGGAACACUGAUUAUGCUAUACAACAAGGCACCCCUCCUCUGUUGUGUGGUAAAGUGUCAAGAGAUAUUAAACAAGAAAUAGAGAAACUAACUGGUAGUCCUCGAGUGAAAAAACUAAGAUGGUUUUCACAGUGUCUAUCACCUCCAGGUGGCAGUGACAAUUUAUGGAACUUAGUUGCUGUGAUAAGAGGGCAAGACGAUAGCUUACUUCCUCAGAACUACUGUAAAGGAAUAAUGCAUUUGAAACAUCUGAUUAAAUUCAGAACAUCUGAAGCCCAAGAACUAACAACAGUCAAGAUGUCUAAAUUUGGUGGUGGUAUUGGUGUUCCUACUACAGAGGAAAGACUGAAGGAAGCUGCUGAAAUCCACUUGAGAUUAGGACAAAUUCAGAGAUAUUGCGAACUUAUGGUUGAACUUGGAGAGUGGGACAAAGCCUUGUCAAUUGCACCAGGGGUCUCUGUGAAAUACUGGAAGAAGUUAAUGCAGAGGAGAGCUGAUCAGUUAAUCCAGGAAGAUAAGGAUGAUGUCAUUCCAUAUUGCAUAGCCAUUGGUGAUGUGAAAAAAUUAGUCAACUUUUUUAUGUCCAGAGGGCAGCUUAAAGAAGCUCUUCUUGUAGCACAGGCUGCUUGUGAGGGAAAUAUGCAAACCUUACACGUCUCUACACCUAAAGGAUCUUCCUAUUCUGAUGAUACCUGCAAGGAAGACUUUAAUGAACUCCUGCACACAGUCAGUAAAGAACUGGCAGAAUGGUAUUUUCAGGAUGGUCGAGCAGUGCUGGCUGCGUGUUGCCACCUCGCUGUAGAUGAUAUUGAGCUUGCUAUGACAUACCUGCUUCGUGGAAACGAACUGGAGUUGGCAAUCUGUGUGGGUGCAGUCCUAGGAGAGUCUGCAGCUCCAGCAACCCACUAUGCCCUAGAAUUAUUGGCAAGAAAAUGCAUGAUGAUUCCAAUAUGCUUUCCAUCUGCUGGAUACAGGAAUUUGGCAGCCGAUCUUCUCCUGAUGAUUCCUGAUAAUGAACUACACUUAGUGAAACUCUGUGCUUUCUACCCAGGGUGUACAGAAGAGAUAAAUGAUCUUCAUGAAAAGUGCAAGCUACCCACAGUAGAAGAAUGUAUGCAGUUAGCUGAGACAGCCCGUGCAGAUGGCAACAUAUUUGAAGCUAUAAAGUAUUACUUGUUAAGUCAAGAACCUGAGAAAGCCCUUCCUAUUGGUAUUGACUUCAUCAAAGAAUACAUCAAUAGUUCAAAUUGGACUUUGGAUACCAUUCAUCCUGUUCUUGACCUAUUGAGUUAUAUUCGUACUGAAAAAUUACUCUUGCAUACAUGUACUGAAGCUCGAAAUGAAUUACUCAUAUUGUGUGGUUAUAUUGGUGCAUUACUAGCUAUCAGAAGACAGUACCAAAGCAUUGUUCCAGCACUUUAUGAGUAUACAAGUCAGCUGUUAAAACGUCGAGAAGUGUCAGUGCCUUUAAAAAUUGAACACCUUUCUGAGGAAUUGGAUGCGUGGAGAGUGUGCACACAGUCCAUCAAUCUAUCAUCAGAAGAAUCUCCAUAUAUGCCUCCUUCUGAGUCACAAAGAAUGGUUUAUACAUCUUUGCUAAAGAAACUAAAAGAAGAACCACUUAGAGGAACUAUUGGACCAGAUUAUGUAACUGGAUCAAAUCUUCCCAGUCAUUCCGAUAUUCACAUCUCUUGUCUUACGGGAUUAAAAAUCCAGGGUCCUGUAUAUUUCCUUGAAGAUGGAAAAUCUGCUAUCUCAUUGAAUGAUGCUUUGAUGUGGGCAAAGGUGAAUCCGUUCUCACCUUUAGGGACUGGAAUACGACUUAAUCCAUUUUGAUAGAAGGUCUAAUUCCAUGCUUAGUUGUUUCUUUUUUUUUUAAAGAACUUUUGUGGGUUAGUAUUAAUUUAACCUUUAUUGUCCAAGAGCCAAAGGUUGGGAGGAGAAGGGGAACUGGAGAAUAACAAUUGAUUUUAUUCGUUUAACUUCAAAAAAUAAAAUAUUUAUAUGCUUUUGAAGAAAAAUACAUAUCUCCUUUAUAAAAUAUAAUAGCCAUAUUUGGGAGGAAGGUAAUGUUUAAAUUAUAAAGGAGUGAAUAAUCUAAAAGAGCAUAUAAAAGUUUCACGCAGCAUAAAAGUUACCCAAAUAUUAUAUUGUUGAAACACUGAAACAUAUAAAAUAGUGCAACACCUAGAAUAGUACUUGUUGCCCUAUAGUAAGGACUUAAUGAAUAUUUCAAUGACUGAGUAUCUCAAAAUAUCAAAAUGGAAGGUAUGUAGUACGACUGAUCAUCAAGUUAGCAAAUAUCCGUAUUGUCCUCUAUUUAAUGUUAGUAAACCACUAGUGUUAGCUCAUAUUUAAUAAAAGUUUUCAAUUACAAGUUUAAUAUAUGUCAAUAAAUGGAUUCACAGUCAAAAUACUUUUGAGUUUUAUUUUUUUUUAAAAGAAAACAUUACCAAGGUUUCUAUCUGAAAUUCAAAUGCCCGAUUAUAAAGGAAUAGGUUAAAUAAGCAUGAAAAAAAUUGGGGGAUGAAAAACAAAAUGCAGUCAAAUCUGUAUGAGAAUUUGCAUUUGAUGGUAAUUAAUUAUUUUAAAAGAUAUUUGCUUUCUAUAGAUAUUAGUUUUGAAUAAUGCAUUUAAUAUUUUCAUAAUCUCUAAUCAGUUUAUAUUAACUCUAACCCAUAAUUUAUUUGAUGAAUAUUGGUUUGAAAUAAAUUUAUUUGUAAAUAGGAUAUUAGUUGAAAUUUUGGAUAUAUUAUAUAAAUUCAGGUUUUAAAAAUAUUAAAAGAAUAAAGCUAUUUAAAGAAAGCAUGAGGCAUAACUGCAAGUAUUUCAAUUGUUCUAGAAUUCUAACUUUGAAAUUUAUGAAAUGAAUGCAUACUAGGAAGAACAGUACUUUGAUACUCAAGUUGUUUAUAAUAUAGAUGUUUUAUAAUAUAGAUGAUUUUGUCUAACUAAAGAGUUAGCUCAUAUAACCAGAAUAAUUGUGGGUUUUGUUAUCUUUAAACUUGUUGCAUUUAAAAUAUUUUUAAAUUUUUCUUAAACAAGCUUCUGAAAACAGAAAACAAUAUUAUGUACCUAUCUAUUACAUUAACCACUUCUAACUCCUCAAAAAGACAUUAUAGGCUUAAAUUCCAUUUUAUAAAAAAAAAAAUAAUUAACAUUAUAGAAAAGAAUGUAUGCAACUCAGAGAGCAAUGGGUAAUAUAAAGUGUAUCUGAGAAGUAUUUUUUUAACCCUCAGCGAUACGUGUAACUCUUUUUUUACAUGAGGAGGAUUAUUAGCAUAUAUGUACUAAAAUUUCCUCACUUAAAAAUGGCAGUCUCCUACUAUCAUUCUCUUUAUUUUGUUUUAAAUAGAUUAAGAAGUCUUUUGUGCUUUAAAUAUUUCAAAAGAUAUUAUUGAGUUUAAAUUAUAUGUAUAUAAAUAAUUGUUACCUUCUGUAUUUUUAAUGAAUGCAGGAAGAUGAUAUUUCUUAUGUAUAAAGUACUGAGAAAAAUCAUAUAACUCUUUAGCACUUGAAGACAAUAGAGUAACCCAAUUUCUGUCUGAAAUCUAAAUUGGCUUGAUUUAAGUGCAUUUCUGUUAUUCUUUGUCAUCUAUAAUGUUCUAUACCUUAAUUCUAAUUUUAACUAUUAAUUCUUUAUAGAAUUAUAAUUGUUGUUUGACUUUGUCAAUCUGUAUAUACUGUGCCUUAAUAUGAAAAACAAAGCAGUUUUUUAAAUUUAUAAAAGUAUUUUUCAUUGUUAGAUUUCAUAUGCAUAAAAAUUCAAACAAAUAAUAUGAACUUAUCUUACUUGUGGUCGAAGAUGUCCAUGUUACCAAUAAUAUGGACAGAUUAUUUUGCAAGUUUCAUUCUGCAUUAUGAAAGACGUCUCAUUAGAUUUUAAAAACAUUGAAAAAUAUUUUGCUAUAAAAAUUACAACAUGGUUAACAAAAUUUCAGUAGCAAACUGAGUUACAUUUCGUGAAAAUCUAUGAUUUUUAUGUCAAUUGAAGUUAAUGAACUCUCUCUCUCU